AUGGUGCAGUACUCUACCCUAGGGUGGCAUUUCAGACACAGACCACGUCUCGCGGACCACGUCUCGCAGACCACGUCUCGCAGACCACGUCUCGCAGUCCACGUCUCGCAGUCCACGUCUCGCAGUCCACGUCUCGCAGUCCACGUCUCGCAGACCACGUCUCGCAGUCCACGUCUCACAGUCCACGUCUCGCAGACCACGUCUCGCAGUCCACGUCUCGCAGUCCACGUCUCACAGUCCACGUCUCGCAGACCACGUCUCCCAGUCCACGUCUCGCAGUCCACGUCUCACAGUCCACGUCUCACAGUCCACGUCUCGCAGUCCACGUCUCACAGUCCACGUCUCGCAGUCCACGUCUCACAGUCCACGUCUCGCAGACCACGUCUCCCAGUCCACGCCUCGCAGACCACGUCUCCCUGUCCACGCCUCACAGACCACGCCUCCCAGUCCACGUCUCCCUGUCCACGCCUCCCUGUCCACGCCUCCCUGCCACGACCACGCCUCACAGUCCACGCCUCGCGGACCACGUCUCGCAGUCCACGUCUCCCAGUCCACGUCUCGCAGUCCACGUCUCGCAGUCCACGUCUCGCAGUCCACGUCUCACAGUCCAUGUCUCACAGACAACGCCUCACAGACCACGCCUCGCAGACCACGCCUCCCUGUCCACGCCUCGCAGACCACGCCUCACAGUCCACGCCUCGCGGACCACGUCUCGCAGUCCACGUCUCCCAGUCCACGUCUCGCAGUCCACGUCUCACAGUCCACGUCUCGCAGUCCACGUCUCACAGUCCACGUCUCGCAGACCACGUCUCCCUGUCCACGUCUCGCAGACCACGUCUCCCUGUCCACGCCUCGCAGACCACGCCUCCCUGUCCACGCCUCGCAGACCACGCCUCCCUGUCCACGCCUCGCAGACCACGCCUCCCUGUCCACGCCUCGCAGACCACGCCUCCCUGUCCACGUCUCACAGACCACGUCUCACAGUCCACGUCUCACAGACCACGUCUCACAGUCCACGUCUCACAGACCACGUCUCACAGUCCACGUCUCACAGACCACGUCUCACAGUCCACGUCUCACAGACCACGUCUCAAAGACCAUAUUUUCGUAGUACUUUAG
This is a messenger RNA of Oncorhynchus keta (chum salmon), 1119 nucleotides long. Its product is annotated as putative proline-rich protein 21. The transcript has a single exon. Lineage: Eukaryota; Metazoa; Chordata; Actinopteri; Salmoniformes; Salmonidae. The record is from RefSeq and is a predicted model, not a curated record. Bases 1 to 1119 code for a protein of 372 amino acids.